Molecule: messenger RNA, 1164 nt
Organism: Candida tropicalis MYA-3404
Lineage: Eukaryota; Fungi; Ascomycota; Pichiomycetes; Serinales; Debaryomycetaceae
Exons: 1
Coding region: 1-1164 (387 amino acids)
Source: RefSeq, a predicted model, not a curated record
AUGAUUAAUGACAAUAUUUAUAAGAAUAUUCACGAUAUGGCUUCAACCACUGGCAACAAUAAUGAUGGUGGUGUUCAUGCCGCCACCAGUCAUAACCUUUCUACCACCAAAGCAACAGUUGACACUGAUUUGAGUAAUAUUUCGCAAUUUAUUUUCUUGGAAGCAGGUAGAAACCAUAAGAAUGGUGGCAAAAGUGACUUUUCAUAUGAGUCAUCUUUGGACAUCAUGACUGUACAAAAUAACGAGGAUUUGAAGGAUGACUUUAGCGAGUUUAUCAAUAUUCCAUCAUUAGUAUCUGAUGAUGAAGAUAUCGAAUCAUCUGUUAUGAAUAAAGAGUCCAGUCAUGGGUGGAAAAAACAAAGAUCUUUGCAACCAACCCCUACUACCAUUCCAAGUAAUUUAUCCGAACGUGGAACAUCAUCAGCGCAACAACAACAACAACAACAACAACUGAAUGAAGCGCAGCUGCAGUCUGCUCAACUUCAUCAUCCAACGCCAGUGGUUCAUCAAGAUGUCCAAAAGGUUAAACGAACUGCCAAAGCUCGUUCUCAACCAACUUUAACAAUUGAAGAUGUCACUAAAUCUGUCAAACAAUCUUCGACCACUUUAGCAACCGCAUCAUCUUCCAAGGAACUUUCUCCGGCUGAACGUAAACUUGAACAAACUCAGAUUAUGACAAUUAUUGUCAAAUACGUUACUGCCAAGAUUCAAAAUUCCUUCCCACCAGAAUCCCCAAGAAAUCAAAAACCAAAUGAAUUACCAUUAGACAAGUUCUUAUUAUUAUUGACCAGUAGAUUAAGAUUAACAUUACCUGUUUUUUUGAAAGCUGUUAUUUACUUGUUUAGAUAUAUGGAUAUUAUUUAUUUGUUGAGAUACUUGAAUCAAACUAAUAAUUUUGUCAAUUAUAAUGAUAUGGGAUUUGAGUUGAAGAAAUUGAUUAUUGGCUGUUUCAAAUUGGCUAUAAUUAAAGAAAAUAGAGUUCUCAAAAACAAAUACGUUUUGAACUGGGAGAGCAUCACCGGGAUGAAGAACCAAGAAAUCAAUACUAUCGUGAAAUCUAUCGUUGAUAGAAUGAAUGGUAAAUUGAAUAUCAAGAAUAUUGAGGUUAUUAGAAUGAAAGAAGAGAUGUAUAGAUUUGUCAAGAUGGUAUCUAUUGAAGUUUAG